Cephus cinctus (wheat stem sawfly) is the source of this 7910-nucleotide messenger RNA. Its product is annotated as breast cancer type 2 susceptibility protein homolog. The transcript is spliced from 14 exons. Gene Ontology annotation, biological process: regulation of DNA-templated transcription; double-strand break repair via homologous recombination. The record is from RefSeq and is a predicted model, not a curated record. Bases 285 to 7688 code for a protein of 2467 amino acids. NCBI's taxonomy places the organism in Eukaryota, Metazoa, Arthropoda, Insecta, Hymenoptera, Cephidae.
GUCUUAUUGUUUAAUACAUCUUAAAUAUUUGUUAUCAGUGAUUUAAUGGUGCAAUUGUAUGAGAUUCAUUAAGGUGUAACAUAAAAUUUCUUUGUCAAGUCUACAGCAGAUCUGUAUAUAUUCUUUCAUAUGACGUUAUUCUACGUAAUUAAAUUAUCUUAUUCCGGGUUUUUUCUGUGAUUUCCGUGUAAUUAUUAAAAAACAAAGAAUCUAUAGAUCCUAAUGAAUACAUAACACUUGGCAAAUGCCUCGCGAAUACAACGCGUAACGCUAUUUACGAGAAAAUGUCAUGUGCGAAUAUGAACAAGAACGGCGCCGAAGGCAAAACAAUUAUUUUGCGCGACAAGGAAAAUGUUCGAACAAAUUCAGUACAAAAGAACAGUUCAACUUUCCAGGACGACGAAGACGCAAACGAAGAUUCUGAAGAAUUAUUCUCUGAUGAUGCUGCAGAUAACACAGUAUGUUAUACUCCUGUUGGAUUCGACACACCUAACAAGGAUAUUUCCUUUUUGACUUCCUUAAAAACCCCUGUACUCUAUUCCAUUGACCAGAGCAAAACUCCUAGUGCUGCUUUAAUACCUAGUGCUCCACUGAGUCUUGUACCGUUUCUUUCACAUAUAAAUGAAUCAUGGACAAGUGAUUUGGAAACACCAGAAUGCAAGAGGAAUAUCCCUAGCGUGCAGGGCUCACCUGAGCGUAUCAUUAAAUCUGUGGACAGUGCUGAGAAAGAACCAUGUUCUGUACAACUAACACCAGCAGAAUCUAUUCGAAGGAACGUAGAACCUGAGUACAUAAGCACGUCUCCUAUUUUGAACAAUAAAAGAAUACGACGUCGUCCGAAACGACGAAUAUUCAAACCAUCUCCAUCAAAAUCAUUGCUCAACCAACGUAUCAAUAGCAAAACAUUGGAAGCCAAUGACCAAACUAGUGCCUCAAAUGAUUUUGUUACAUCACAUAAUACAGUGACUUUAGCAUCUACUACUAGUUUUAAUACCAACUGUUAUAAUGACAAAAAAUAUGCUACGUCCCCUAAACAAGAUUCUACAGUUUCACAGGAAGUACCCAUCUGUGUGGAUAACAAAAAUACUGAGAUCAAAACGACAGAACAAUUCAAUACAUCGACCCAAGAAUUUUUUGCAAACACCUCUUUCAGCGCUAUCGACAAAAUAUGUGAGGAUGUUAAUAUUCAGGAAGAAGAACCAUCUAAGAAAUCCGUCGAAGAUCGUAUCAAGGCUAUAAAACAAUUGCAAAAACCACGGAGACAAAUUCUCGAACACGAAUACGUAGCUAUUUCCGCUGAUGAUUUAACUAGAGACGUAAAACUUUUAGAAAGUGCCGCAGCGCAUCCAGUGGUUGUCAAGAAUGAACGUAGACCUCACAAUCAAUUAGGACUGAUACCAUUUUCACAACUAUGCCCAACGGAAACUGGAAAAUCGACCUGUAUACCCGAUACCAAUGAAAACGAAAAAAAAGUCCUUGAUCCUGAAACAAAUCAAAAUGUGAACAUUGAAGAUACAACGAGUAAUAAGAUGAACCAUUUAAAUUCCACUAUCAGAGAGUCAUUAAAUAAUUCUGAGGUAUCAGAAACAUGUUCGAAAAACAUAUCGGCUUCUUUAUCCCUGGAAGAAGACAACGAAGAAAUGGAUGACAUCUUCCGUGAAGUGGAAAACGAGGUAACUGACACGCAAAUGGAAAAUUUGGGCGAAAUGGCUAUGGCGUUUGCUGAGGAUUUUGAAGAAUUUAAUGACUGGGAAUAUAAAUCAAAUGAAGUGGGCGGUACGUCUGUGCGCGAGACUAAAAUUAAAGAAAUGGAAAACACGAUAAGUAAAAACGAAUAUAAGAAAUCCAAUGGCGCAACUAUUGAGAAAUCUGAUGUCAUAAUCGAUAAACCACUUUGUGGAUUCUUAACGGCGAGUGGUAAGAAUAUAAAUAUCAAUCAAGAAAGAAUUUCAGCUGCUAUGAAAUUGUUUGAGAAUAUUGAGGAAUCUAGUACAGGGAUAGGAGAUCUAAAUUUAGUUAGCAAAAUUGGAAAAACUGCUACGUCUGGCUUCUCUACCGCCAGUGGGAAAAGCAUUUCAGUCAGUGAAGAUAAACUUCGUCUUGCAGAGAAAAUCUAUGAUGACAUUGACAUUAACAGUUGUUUAGAAGUAGAGAAUGGCAAGUCUCAUGUAUCAAACGUGAAACAGCAGAGAAGUUGGCCAAUGUUAAAUAAAAAGACACAUGUUACAAAUUUGUCAGAUCCUCUGGCACAAUCCAAGACCUCUGUGAAAUUGUCAAAAAAUGAAAUCCUGAGAUUAAAGCGAAAAUGUGAUUUUAAGGAUGAUAAUUUAACAGAGCCAUCCAAUCUUAUGCCUUGUAGAGGAUUUGCUACGGCAGCCGGGAAGUCUUUGGCAGUCAGCGAAAAUGCUUUGAAAAAAGCAAAGUGCAUAUUCCGAAAUGAAGAUCUGACAAAAGUUUUUGUACUUGACAAUAAUGAAGUGCCUGCCACUCAAGUUUCUUCACAUAAUCAAAUAAACAAAGAAGAACUUGAUACAGUAAAAGUAAAAACGAUGGUGCAAGGAUUAUUCCAUGGUUUUUCAUCGUUAGAACUUACAUUCAGUGAGUUUCUUGCAACUAAACUUAAAGCUUUAUUGCAAAUUGAAGAAUCCUUGAAGCUAUCGAUUGAAUUCGAUAACGAAGAUAUAAAUGACGAUAGUGAUUCAAUUAAUUUUAGACCAUUUUAUGGUUUCUCUUCUGCAGAUUUUGUCAAGAGUCAAUGUUGUGCCUACAGAGAAAAGCUAAGGGUGCAAAAAGAAGAUAAUAAAGUAAAUGAUAAUUUAGUGAGAGGAAUAAUAAAAUUGAAUGAUCCUACAAAUGUUAUUACCAAUCUACCUGAAAAGAGCACAGUAUCUACCGAACAUCACUUUAUUAAACCCAGGGUAACUGUGAAGUUAGCAAGUUCUUCUACAGCUAAUAAUAAAAAAAUGAAUAUUAUUCCUAAGGCAAUGUUAAAAGUAAGACCUUCAUUACUUACUGAAGAUGUAAUCGACAAAGAAAAUAAAGUUAGAAACAAUCAAAGGACGAGGAAAUUAUCACUAGGUUUUUCGACUGCUAGUGAUCGUCCAGUAACUAUUUCUAAAGAUGCUCUUUCGAACCCCAAACUAUUGUUAUCUGAAUCGAAUGAAAAUAUACCCAGAAAUGAAGUGGCUGAUGAAUUAAAGAAAAACAACAGCAAUAUGAAACAAAGUGAAAACAGAUCUAUGGCUUUUGGAUUUUCAACAGCAGGGGGUCGUGCAGUGAAUGUCUCUGAAGAGGCCUUAUCAAAAGCAAAGGCACUUUUUGAAAAUGUGGAAAGCACAAUCACCAAAGAUCUGUUUCAAGAGCACCUUUCAGAAAUGAAAGAUUAUGAAACCGAUGUAAAGAAACCAAUGACUCUUGGAUUUUCAACAGCAGGGGGUCGUCCAGUGAAAGUUUCUGAACAGGCCUUAUCAAAAUCAAAGGCAAUUUUUGAAAAUCUGGAGAGCACAGUCACCAAAGAUCUGUUUCAAGAGCACCUUUCAGAAAUGAAAGAUUAUGAAACCGAUGUAAAGAAACCAAUGACUCUUGGAUUUUCAACAGCAGGGGGUCGUCCAGUGAAAGUUUCUGAACAGGCCUUAUCAAAAUCAAAGGCAAUUUUUGAAAAUCUGGAGAGCACAGUCACCAAAGAUCUGUUUCAAGAGCACCUUUCAGAAAUGAAAGAUUAUGAAACCGAUGUAAAGAAACCAAUGACUCUUGGAUUUUCAACAGCAGGGGGUCGUCCAGUGAAAGUUUCUGAACAGGCCUUAUCAAAAUCAAAGGCAAUUUUUGAAAAUCUGGAGAGCACAGUCACCAAAGAUCUGUUUCAAGACCACCUUUCAGAAAUGAAAGAUUAUGAAACCGAUGCAAAGAAACUAAUGACUCUUGGAUUUUCAACAGCAGGGGGUCGUCCAGUGAAAGUUUCUGAACAGGCCUUAUCAAAAUCAAAGGCAAUUUUUGAAAAUCUGGAGAGCACAGUCACCAAAGAUCUGUUUCAAGACCACCUUUCAGAAAUGAAAGAUUAUGAAACCGAUGCAAAGAAACUAAUGACUCUUGGAUUUUCAACAGCAGGGGGUCGUCCAGUGAAAGUUUCUGAACAGGCCUUAUCAAAAUCAAAGGCAAUUUUUGAAAAUCUGGAGAGCACAGUCACCAAAGAUCUGUUUCAAGACCACCUUUCAGAAAUGAAAGAUUAUGAAACCGAUGCAAAGAAACUAAUGACUCUUGGAUUUUCAACAGCAGGGGGUCGUCCAGUGAAAGUUUCUGAACAGGCCUUAUCAAAAUCAAAGGCAAUUUUUGAAAAUCUGGAGAGCACAGUCACCAAUGAUGUACUUCAAGAACAACUUUCAGAAAUGAGAGAUUAUGAAACUGAUGUAAAGAAACCAAUGACUUUUGGAUUUUCAACAGCAGGAGGUCGUUCAGUGAAAAUUUCCGAAGAAUCCUUAUCAAAGGCAAAAACAUCGUUUUCUUGUGAAUUGAGUGAUACACCUAAUGGUUCCAGUAGUAUAAAAAAUGAAAAUUGUUCCUCUACUCCUGGGAAUUUUAUUCUGCGAAACAAGUCAGUAUCCUCAAGAUUCAAGCCGAUAAUUAAGAGAAAAGCAUCUGAGGUAGAUGAAGAUACACCAUCCGGUAGACUUCACUUAUUAAAAUUGAAGAGACCACGCUUGAGCAAUGAGUUCCAAGCAAGAAAAUUAUUCUCAGAUGUUUCUGACAGAAAAAUAGAAAUAAAUAAAAUGCAAGAAGAUAAAUGUAAACCAGUAGCAAACCAAGAAGAUAUUAAGGAAAAUGAUAGAACAAUGUCUCCAAAAUGGCAACCCCAGAAGUCUUUCCCUAUUAUAUCGACCAAAAUCAAUACGGAUAUGAUAGAUAUUGAUAAUCCUACAUUAGAAAAAGGACAGAUACUAAAGAAAACUUUGAUUUUUGAUGAAGUUGAAGCCAGUACAGCUGCUCUUCUUGAGGAUGAAGAAAAUUCAAAGGACUCUACAUUCUGGGCUUCCAAAUUUGAGCCGAAGCCAAUAGAUGUUGAAGUUCCUGGAAAGGAUUCAAUUCCAGUUUCAAGAAAAACUUAUGAGAAUCCAACAACUCCAAUUGCAUCAUCAACUAGUCCUGUACUAAGUGAUUUAGAUAAGUUCGUCUCACGUAAACGCAGAAUCAGGAGGAGUUUGAAUACUUCUCUCCUGAAAGAAAACUGUGACUCACCCAAAUCCUCGUUUAAGGUACCUUAUAAAGAUAAGAGCACAGAAUUGUUCAUUAGAUCGAUAUCAAAUCAUAAAGUACCAUAUAAUAUUGGUAAUGGUAGUCGAUGCACAAACUCACCGGUCACCCAUGAGGAAUCAAAAUUGGAGCAUUCAAUUUACAAUACAGAAGUUCCAAAACGCUACAAAAGUGUCAAUCAGGAUGUUUCUACUAACGAAUUUGUAAAUAUAAUUGAAAAACGUUUGAGUGCUUCCUUGGAGCAGGAAAGAUUAAUUCGUAUGAAAAAACGUAAUAAACCAAAACCAAUGAAAGGUAAUCUAUUGUCAAGCAGAGAGUCAAAUAAAAAAUGUCGUAUUUCCUGGCGACAAAUUACUGAAGGAAAGCCAUUGGUUCCUCGUAGCGUUCAAGAGCUUAUCGAUGCAAGAAUCAGCACAGAUAUAUUGGGAAUCACAGCAAAUACAGCAGAGGAGUACAAAUUCCAAUGUAUCGAUUAUUAUCCGGAGGAUCUUAUACGAGAAAAUAUUGAUGGUUUCAAAGUUGGUGAUGAUGCUCGUCUGAUAAUGAAUAACACUGAAAGUGUCGGAACUUUGGAGUUCGUAAGAUCUUUUGAAUCUAGUCCAGGAGUAGAUCCUGCUUUGAUUCCACCAGGUUGGAUCGAAAAUCACUAUCGAUGGAUAGUAUGGAAACUGGCAUCGAUGGAUCGUAUGAAGUUUGGAUCAAUAUCAAUGCCAAGGAUGCUCACACCGAAUCGUGUUAUGUUCGAAUUAAAAUACAGAUAUGAUAGAGAAAUAGAUAGGUCAGAACGUUCUGCUUUGAGAAGAAUCUUAGAAAAGGAUGAUUCAGCCUGUAAACGAAUGGUUUUGUGUGUAGCAUCCGUAACAGAGUGUAAGGAACAUCUUAACACAUUGAACAGUCCAAAGAACGCAGGAUCAUCACAAUGGAAAUUGGUAUUGACCGAUGGCUGGUAUAGCAUACCAGCUGCUAUCGACAUAGCAAUGACAAAUUAUGUAUCUAGUGGAAAGGUACAAGAAGGUACGAAGCUUGUAACAUAUGGUGCUGAACUACUCAAUAGUGAUCAAGGUUGUUUUCCAUUGGAGGUUCCAGCAGACGUGUGUCUAAGGAUACACACGAAUUCCACUAGACGAGCAAGAUGGGAUGUUAAACUUGGAUAUCAGUCACACUCAGGACCAAUAACCACAUCAUUAAAGACUAUCAGUCCGAACGGAGGAUUGAUUGGUAAAAUGAUAGUUACUGUUAUCAGAGUCUAUCCAAUUUUGUAUCGUGAAAAAAUGGCGGAUGGCCAAUCAAUAUUCCGCAAUGCCAGAUGCGAGGAAAAGGCUGCAAUGGCGUUCGAACAGGGGUGUCAAUCAAAAGCUGAAGUUAUCUAUGCAAAGGCACGUGCUGAUCUUGAAAAUGGAAGUCAGUCUGAAGAACAGGAACAUUUUAUGGAGCAGCGACGAGCUAUGGAGGAGGAAAUCAAACAGGAAGUGGAAGCAAAGUUGCGUGAAUGUCUUCCGGCUCCGCGACAGGUUACUCCGCUCCUGAGGAUCCGGGUAGCUGAUGAUGACAGGACUGCAAUCCUUACCAUGUGGUCAGGUGCUGAGGAAGCUGGAAACAUCUUGAAGGAAGGCAGCAUUAUUUGUUUACAUAAUAUUUUUGCAUCUGGCAAAAGGGCUGGUGAUUUACAACUGACUGCUGGUAGAAAUACAGUAUUUAAUAAAAUAAGCAAUCAAAAAAAUUCUAUACCGUCAAGAAAGUUCACGUCCCUCUCAGAGAUAGCUGUACCUGGAUUUAAUCCUGACUUUGGUGAAUUUGAUACAGUAGGAAUUGUAUCGUCGGUUGGAAACGCACCCCACGGUAUGAAAAAUUUCGAAACUGCCAAUCUGGCGUAUCCGGAUCCUGACACGUCUACGUCAUCGUACCUGUCAGUAUUAUUCUGGCAAGGUAUCUCAAGUCAUGGAUAUUCGGAGAUCCUCUCCGUAGGCUCUGUAGUAUCGUGUAGUAAUUUGGAAUGGCGCCGUAGUAGUUCCUGGAGUGUCCCAGUAGCUUACUGUACGGAGAGAACAGUUUUCACUAGAAAUCCACGACAGAGUCAUCUUCGUCAGCCGUUCGACGACCUUACCUCCCGUGUGAAGGAACCCAUGGCGUAUGCAGCCACCUGUGCGUUGGAGAUAGCCUCAGAGACGAUGAAGAAAACUAUCGGCACGAGAACCCCUGGACAAGGAACACCGAACAAACUCAAUCAGGAUAUUAAAAGGACUCCUGUAUAUAGUCCUAGAAUAGCCAUAGACAGUCCUAGUCCUUCUAUGAUAACACCUGUUAAAUCCUCAAUAACAAAAAGGUUAGAAAAACUUCAGUGGUAUGGAGAACCACCAGAACUUUCACCUAUGGUGAUACAUAAUAGUUCCAGCAGGGUAGUCCAGGAGUUUCGACCUCCUGUACGCACUCCUGACAAGCCUUAAAAAGAAAUGCUAUAUUUUUUUAUAUUUCGUCUUGUGAUGUCCUGGUGAAUCACGUUGACGACCUAACCCUAAGAAUUACCAUUAAUUAUACGUUUAUUAACUAUGGAAUUUUUGAAAAUUGUAUUACGUUCGUUAUAUUUGUCGUGAGUGAAUGUUGUUUAAUGUCUAUAAGAAGGAUAUGUAUAUUUCGUUUAAAGAAAGGAAAAAGAAAAAUGAAAGCUA